UUGUUGGUGAGAAUUUGUUCAUUAGUCACCAAAUUUGAACUGCAGAAAAUCAGAAUGACAGCCUUGACCGAGAGUUUCAUCCUGCAAAGCAAGAUAAACGAGUUCGAAACUAAGCUGACGGAGCACAUGAACAACGUGAAGCUGCGGAUGCAGGCGUUCGCCGACUCUCUGCUGAGCAAUCGGCUCGGCCACACCUUCUCUUCCGGCUCCAGCAGCAUGAUUCUGGACGAGAUGUCAUCUGUGCAAGAUUCACAAUCCACCCUGCAGAGCAUUUGUGAAUCAUUCGUGUUUUCUGUCCAGAUUAUAAUGGUACACCUGAGCAACCUGAACGUGUGGUCGGUUUUGGGCUUUUUGAUGAUGUUCAUAAUGAUCGCCUGCUUGCUGUCGAACGGCUUCCCGGACUGCAGCGACCCAAGCAGCUCUUUCUGGUGCCUGAUCAUCACCGAAACUAAAGUUGACCCCUUUGAAUGAAUGUGUUCAUAAUAAAUAUUAGUGGAUGUUAAUGAGCAGGCGUGUGGUUCU
Cloeon dipterum is the source of this 522-nucleotide messenger RNA. RefSeq lists its product as uncharacterized. The transcript is spliced from 2 exons. The coding region runs from base 55 to 471 and encodes 138 amino acids. NCBI's taxonomy places the organism in Eukaryota, Metazoa, Arthropoda, Insecta, Ephemeroptera, Baetidae. The record is from RefSeq and is a predicted model, not a curated record.